This is a messenger RNA of Alosa alosa (allis shad), 1087 nucleotides long. It is a transcript of the gene pycr3, whose product is annotated as pyrroline-5-carboxylate reductase 3. Gene Ontology annotation, molecular function: pyrroline-5-carboxylate reductase activity. The coding region runs from base 165 to 986 and encodes 273 amino acids. The transcript has a single exon. Lineage: Eukaryota; Metazoa; Chordata; Actinopteri; Clupeiformes; Clupeidae. The record is from RefSeq and is a predicted model, not a curated record. Gene Ontology annotation, biological process: L-proline biosynthetic process.
CUUUUAACAUUGUCGCAUAGUCAACGUUGCAGUAGGAGUGAGUGCAAUGACCACAUGUCCAAAGAAAGAUCGAAAGGAAUGUCCAGUAGCCCGUGUAUUUUUGGUCUAGCUCUCCAGCAGGAGAAAAACAGUUUCUGAUUCAAGACACGUGCAAAACAGGUAGGAUGGCGUCAGACUUUUCUCAGCUCAAAGUUGGUUUCAUUGGUGCAGGGAACAUGGCCUAUGGCAUAGUUAAGGGAAUCCUCAAAUCAGGUUACAUCAUCCCUGCAAAUGUUACAGUGAGUGCGCCGUCAGCCAACAACUUCGCUAGAUUCCAGAAGAUGGGUGUGCAUCUUGUGCACUCAAAUGUGGACACCGUGUCUGGGACACAGUUGGUCUUUCUAGCAGUGAAGCCCCAUCUCAUCCGUACAGUUGUCACUGAAGUCUUACCCCAUUUAACAGAGCGACACACCAUCGUUUCAGUUGCUGCUGGUGUCACACUGGAGACGCUAGAGCAACUCUUGCCGGCUGAAGUCGGAACUGUGCGCCUGAUGCCGAACCUACCCUGCGUGCUCCAGGAGGGGGCGCUGCUGUUCGCCAGGGGAUCGACCGCCACACCGGAGACGGGCACCCUGCUGAAGUGCUUGCUCUCUGCCUGUGGGGCCGUGGAGGAGGGACCAGAGAGCUGGAUCGACAUUCACACGGGUCUAAGUGGCAGCGGGGUGGCAUUUGUGUACCUGUUCGCUGAGGCGAUGGCCGAGGGGGCUGUGAAGAUGGGCAUGCCCAGUGUGCUCGCCCAACGCAUCGCUGCACAGACCAUCCUGGGCGCAGGGCAUAUGCUGAGGGAUUCUGGGAAGCCAGCGGCAGUGUUGCGGGGAGAUGUGUGCACACCAGGUGGCACCACUAUCUAUGGCCUCCACGCCCUGGAGAAGGGGGGCGUGAGAUCAGCUGCUAUGUCCGCUGUGGAAGCCGCCACUGAGAGGGCACGAGAACUUGGGCAAAAAUAAUUAAUAUCACAUGUUCUCAGUACUGAAUAUCACACAUACAUAUCCUGCAGGAUUAAUUAUUGCACAUAGGUGUGCCAUUCUCAAUAAAUGAAUGUUUACAA